UCACAAAUUUUGUUCCUUCCAUUGCUGCUGGUUCGCUUUUUAUGAAUUGUUCUUCAUUUUAAAAUAAACAAUCAAAUCAAAACCAUCGACUGUAUUCUCUUAUUUAAAUCUAUUUGUUCAUUAUCUAUUGUUCUACUACACAAAUUUGGCCCCUAAAAAAUUCUCCACUAUGACCUCUAAUCCUGAUGAAUCUCUCCAAAAACAAAUCGAUCUUUGGCUAAAAUGGGACAAAAACGAAAAAACCCACAGCGAAAUCCAAUCUCUAGUUGAUGCCAAAAACUGGACAGAAUUAAAUCGUCGUCUAAAUAAUCGACUAACAUUCGGAACUGCCGGCUUGCGUGGUCCAAUGCGAGCUGGUUUCAAUUCCAUGAAUGAUUUGGUUAUCAUUCAAACUGCUCAGGGUUUGUGUGAAUACAUUAAAAAUGAAUUCCCUAAUUCAGAAGACCAUAAAAAAGGUGUUGUCUUUGGUUAUGAUGGUCGAUACAAUAGCAAACGAUUUGCUGAAUUAUCUGCCUGCGUUCUUAUUAAUCAGGGAAUUAAAGUUUAUUUGUUUAGUAAAAUGGUUCCUACACCUUUUGUGCCAUUUACCGUACUCCAGUUGAAGUGCCUUGCUGGUGUAGUUGUAACUGCAUCUCACAAUCCAAAGGAAGACAAUGGCUAUAAGGUUUUCUGGGGCAAUGGUCCACAAAUUAUACCUCCCCACGACAAGGGUAUUCAAAAAUGCAUUGAAGCCAAUUUGACUCCUUUGGAGUCUUCUUGGGAUACUUCGAUUCUUGAAGGGAAUCCUUUGUUGGUCGAUCCCUUUGAUAACAUGUUCCAUUUGUACUAUGAAACAAUGCUGGAAAAUAUACCUCCCCAGUUCCUAAAGUUGAACCAAGAGAGCGAUGUAAGAUUUGUCUACACGGCGAUGCAUGGAGUUGGAUAUCCAUUCAUUGAACGUGGAUUUGAGGCUGUUAAAUUGAAGCCAGUUCUUGCAGUUGCCGAACAGAGAGAUCCUGAUCCAGAAUUCCCAACUGUCAAGUUCCCGAAUCCAGAGGAAGGAAAGUCCAGUUUGGAACUUUCGAUUAAAAAAGCUGAUUCUGAGGGAGUCACUAUAAUCCUUGCCAACGAUCCAGAUGCUGAUCGUUUGGCUUGUUCUGAAAAGAAUCCUUCCACUGGAGCAUGGAAGGUAUUUAAUGGAAAUGAAAUGGGUGCUUUGUUUGGUUGGUGGGCAAUGAAGAACUUCCAAACACUUGACCCAAAUCUAGAUCUCUCCAAAUGCUAUACACUUGCUAGUACAGUGAGUUCGAAAAUCCUUCGAUCGAUGGGAGCCAUAGAAGGCUUUAAAUUCGAGGAGACUCUCACAGGGUUCAAGUGGAUGGGUAAUCGAUCAAUUGAGUUGAUGGAAGCUGGGAAUAAAGUUCUUUUUGCAUUUGAAGAAGCUAUUGGUUUUAUGGUUUCGACAGCAGUUUUGGAUAAAGAUGGUGUUAGUGCUGCUGCUCAUCUUGCUACUAUGGCUUGUUAUCUUAAAGCCACCGAAAAAAUUUCACUGACAGAGAAAUUGAAGAAGAUUUAUGAACAAUAUGGUUUCCAUAGCACCAAGUGUUCUUAUCUCUUCUGCUAUGACCCACCUACUAUCAAAAAAAUCUUCGCCAGAAUUCGUAGCUUUGACAAUGGCAAGCCUGCGACUUAUCCAGAGUCUAUUUUAGAUGGGGAAUUCAAAAUCAAACAUGUUCGUGAUUUGACAAAUGGUGUAGAUACAUCACAGAGUGAUGGGAAAGCUAAGUUGCCAGUAAGUUCGAGUUCGGAAAUGAUUACAUUUACUUUUGAAAAUGGCCUUGUGGUUACGUUGAGGACAAGUGGAACUGAACCGAAGAUUAAAUACUAUGCAGAGAUGUGCGCCAAACCAGAAGAAAAAGAUUGGGAAGAAUUGGGUCGUCGAAUGGAUCGUAUGGUUGAAGCUAUUGUUGAGCAAUUUUUACAACCAAAAUUAAAUAAUUUGACACCAAAGACAGAUUAAGAAGCGGAAAAACGAAAGUCCUAAGCUCAAUAGCUGAAUAGAGGCGUACUUAUAUGUUUUUUUUUAUACCAUUCCACAGAUAGGUGAUGUUUGUGUAAAAGUCCAUUCCCCUUUACCCCCUACCUAAUCCUCAUUCCAUAAUUUGUUGAUAAUAUUAAUGUUGUUGUUUUUCUUUAAUAUUAUUAUUGAACAAUUUUAAGCUUGUGAAUAUCCUCAAUUAAUUUAAAACAAUAUAAAAUUAGAAAUUAAGUUAACCAUAACCAUGUUUGUUGCAUAAAUUGAUGUUUU
Molecule: messenger RNA, 2287 nt
Organism: Episyrphus balteatus (marmalade hoverfly)
Lineage: Eukaryota; Metazoa; Arthropoda; Insecta; Diptera; Syrphidae
Gene: Pgm2a
Product: phosphopentomutase
Exons: 2
Coding region: 170-1999 (609 amino acids)
Biological process (GO): purine ribonucleoside salvage; carbohydrate metabolic process
Molecular function (GO): phosphopentomutase activity; magnesium ion binding
Source: RefSeq, a predicted model, not a curated record